Molecule: messenger RNA, 1061 nt
Organism: Paramecium primaurelia
Lineage: Eukaryota; Ciliophora; Oligohymenophorea; Peniculida; Parameciidae
Source: the annotation of a GenBank genome assembly
AUGGAAUAGUAGGAUAUAAAAAUGUGUUAAAAACAUAAAUUAGAAAUAAUUUUAGUUGAUUUAGAAAGAUAGAUUGCUUAAGAAGAUAGAUGUUUAUGUGUAAGAUGUAUAAUAGAAAAAAUGAAUAAAAAGAAAAUGAAUUAAAUUGAUGAAACAAAGAAUAUGAUUAAAGAAAUGAAAAUAAAUGAAUAAAAUCAAAUAAUUAAAGAUAAUAAAAAGAGAUUAGAUAAUUUUAAUGAAAUUGAAUAAAUAUUAAGAGAACUUAAAUAAAAUAUAGAUAAUAUAUUUGAUAAAAUAUUUAAUAAUAUAAAAUGUUAAUUGAAUUAGAUAUAAAAAGAUAUAGGAAAUAUAGAAUAAUAAUAAAUUAUAUAUAAUUUUGAAAAUGAUAUUGAAAGAUUAUCUUAAUAUUAAGAAUAAUAAAUUAAUGAAUAAUAAAUUAAAUUAAUUGAAAAUGAUCAUAAAUUUAUUGAAUAAAUUCAAAAAUAAUUAUAAUCUAUUAUAAAUUCUGAAUAAUAUAAUAAAUUAAUGAAUAAUUAAAAUAUUAUAUUGAAUUCAUAAUUAGAAUAAGAUUUAAUAAAUAAUGAAUAAAAUUAUGAAAUAAUUAAAAUAUAAGAUUAUGUAUGUAUAUUAUAAUAUAUUAAUAGAAAACACCUGCAUUAAAAUUUAUUUGUUAAGAACACACAAAAGAAAUAAUAAUGUUUAAUUUAANAUCAUUGAGUCUCAAAUAUCAUUCCUCGAAUGAUUUAAUCACAUAACUAUUGACUUGGUUGAAAUUGAAAUAAUAAUAAUUUUAAUAACAAUUUUGUAAUUUGAAGUUCAUCGAAUUAUAAAAUCUUUCUUUAAACCUACUUAAUAUUUCAGUAGUUAUAGGAUAUUCGAAUUUUCUUAGGGAUAUAUAUACUAGUGAAAUUAUGUACUAAAGGCGAUUGUUAUGUUACAUGACUAUUUCUUUAGCCAGACCAUAAACUAAAAUGAGAGUUGAUCCUAUUCAUUUUUUAUAUUCAAAAUAUCAAUAAUUGAUUUUUAACUGCUUUAUUAAUAAAUUUAAUUCAUUUAUUUGA